ACUACCCUAUAGUAACCUCGCCCGUCAUUUCCAUAAACGACCAUCAGUUAUGCAGUUAGGCUACUCUGCUGCAUCCCACACCGCUGUCAAUAUGCGUGUUUUGUGGGGUGGAUUUAUCAUCUAUUUCAUUGCAAUUUAGAACAAUGGUCUGGCAUCCUUUUGCUAGGUAGAAGCAAGCUAAUAGGCUAUGAGUCAGAGAGCUAUCCGUUUGAACAAAAUGAUUAAACAUGGCAUUCGACAGAAUUUGCUAUGCCUUAGCACCAUCACAAACCAGUUGAGUGCUGAACAUAUUUGAAUGAGAGUGGGCUUAGGCGGCCAUGGACCUGUUCAGCCAGCUCAUCCUUGUCAUCUCGGUCACCAGUUUCCUCUCCUUCCAGUGGCUCUUCCACCGGGUCAGUCCCUGGGUCUCCACCCGUGUCAGCCCUGGCUUCUUACGCCUUGCAGACAAGCAGAAGGUGGAGUGGAACUCAAGGACAGUGUCCACGCUUCAUGCCCUUGUGGUGGGACUCUUCUGUCUCUACAUCCUGCUCUUUGAUGACGCCAUCAAUGAAGACCCCGUCUGGGGAGAUCCCACACUUGUGAAGAUAAAUGUUGGCGUGACAACAGGCUACCUCAUAUCUGAUCUGCUGCUAAUAUUUUACUAUUGGAAGGCGAUAGGCGACAAGUUUUUUGUAGUGCACCACCUGGCAGCGUUAUAUGCUUACUACUAUGUACUGGGACAUGGAAUGUUGCCUUAUUUUGCUAACUUCCGUCUGCUUGCAGAGUUCUCCACGCCGUGUGUCAACCAGCGCUGGUUCUUUGAAGUGUUAGGUUACUCCAAGUCCUCCAGGCCCAACAUCGCUAAUGGGAUGGCCAUGGCCGUUGUCUUCUUCCUGGUUCGCAUUGCCGUCAUGCCCCUCUACUACAGCCGCAUGUGGUUCGUGUAUGGCACCGAAGCCUUCUACCGCGUCCCGCCGGAAGGCCGCGCUGCCUGGAUCAUCUCCAGCAUCUGUCUGGAUGUCAUGAACGUCAUGUGGAUGCACAAGAUUGCCCGCGGCUGCUACAAGGUUAUGCGCUCGGCCCGACGACACAAAGUGGGGACACAGGAGAACGGAAAGGCUGAAUAAAAAGCAAGAGGAUGGUGGAUGUUAUGGCUCUAUCUCAUUCACUCUCAAGGAGUCACUCUGAAACUGACCCAAUGCUGAAGAAGACCUACCGUAUAUAUCCUUGCUCAAAUGGAAUAAGGCCUCUCUCCACUCCAUGGGAAAAAGGGAAAGUUAAAGAGGAAAUGGAUGAAUCCAUUCCUUAUAUUUGCCCAGCUGAGUUACAGAUUUUGGGGGAUUUUGAGUUUAAAUAUACUUUUAAAAUAUUUUUGUUUUACUCAAAAAGAGGACGGCGUCGGUUCAUUUUGCUGGUAUCGUCAUAGGAAAUGGCGUGCUGCUUGCCUGAGAAAGAGGAUGUUGAAAGAGAACUUGAGAACGUGUCAGUUGAAGCGAUAGCGAAAUGCCUCGUGAGCAUUGUUAGCUGGAUUCUGACAUUCUUCUCAGAUUUGAUUUGCUCAGAUGUAAUACAUGAGCUUUUUGUCCUCAACAUUUCAAUAAUUUGAGAGUUUAAAUGCCAUAAUUUCAUAAUGUGUAUGGUCACAAGUUGUUUUUCUCUUUCGAAUUUACACACAUACUGUCUGUCAACAUACAUGCACUGUCAACCGGGGCAUGCUGUAAUUAACUUUCAGUACUGGGUCUCAGAUCAAUAUGAAACCAGAGUUUCCUCCAUUUUUGGAUGUGGGGCCAUUGAGACAAUAUUAUUGGAUGAGUAUGUCCCUUGUUCUAGGAUCUUGGGGUAAGGAACUUCUUCUGAACUGUCUCAAAUGUUAUUUAUUUUUUACCGGUUAUAUACUGGGGCAGCACGUCAAUGUUUGUACCUACAUAUAUUAUUUAAGGAGAUGUAUGACAGAGGUAUUGAUGAUGUACAUUUAUGAGGAAAAGCUUUCAUGAUACAGUGACAUGCAUUUAUAAUCAAUGUUAUAUACCUGCUUUCUCACUGAGCAGUUGAGUAUAGUGCGCACACACACACACACACACACAACAUACGUGUACAGUCUUUGGAAAAGAGGGUGUGUCGUACUACAUUAGUAUUUUACUGACUGAAUGACUAUUUAACACAAAGGAGAAUGAUGACAAAUGUUUGUGAGGAUAAGGAACUACUAGCAUUGUCCUCAUCCAAAUGAAAAGUAGACUUUUCAAAAACUUGUGUACUUGAAUUUUGACUGUACUUUCAUUUAUAUGGUGGACACAAAUAAGCAUAUUUUUAAUGGUCUGUGAAACAAAAUAGGGAACUCAAGUCAUCAUAUUUGGCCUUGUCAUGCUCUCCAGUCUUCUUUUGUGAUGGUUGCCUUUUUAAAAUCAGAUUUGAAUUGCACAGUGAGCUUUUGUUACGGCUUUUCCAAUGGAAUGUCCAAAAUAUGUUCUCUCUACAGUGUUUGUUUUGAUAAGCCCGCCUCAAUGUAAUUUCAACACAUGUUCAUUCUGAAAAGGAUCGCAUAAUUAUACACUAUUGUGUGGGGUGGAUUAUGGCAAUGAAUGUACAGUAAUCAACUAUUUCUCAGUGAAACGUGUGCCAGUAUAGAGCAGUGUUAACUGAAGCGCUAUACAUUUCCGUUGAACUAAACUGCACAAACCCUGACCAUGUUCUACUGUCGUCUCCUCUCCUUAUCAACUCUCCUCGAUGUUCACUGAUCUGAAAGGUUGGGGGGGGGGGGGAAUAUGGUUACGGAGGGAGGGAUUAUGGAAAGGAAGCUAUGGUAGAGUUUUGGUAUAUAGUCACAAUGAGACCGUCAGCCCUCAGUACUGUGUGUUGUGGCCAUACAGUCCGUCUAUGGUUGUGGCGGUAUGCUCAUGCAUGAUCAUGUUCCUCUCUUCACACACCCUCUAUAAAUGCAUGUGGUAUUGCAUGGAGAUCACUGUAAACAAAUAGCAAUUUUUAUUGCAAGCUGUAUUUUGUUUCUUGUUUUGAAAUCCAUGUACAUGAUGUCUAAACCCUAUUAGUAUUCUUCUGUACUUGUUGUUCAUGAUGUUAUCCAGCGAUGAUGAUUGUGAACAUGUGAAACAACUGUGGCUAACACCCAGCACAGAAAUAUCCAAUUAGGGAAAUUAUACUUGAUAAUAAUCAGCACAGUUGCAAUAUGGGCAGUGCAAAUAAACAUGAAUACCUUAAGUCUCGCAUUUUAUUGUAAUUGUGUAUUUCUUCAAGUAAUGGUCAUGUUUAUUAGUAAAAACCAAUAGAAAGUACACACCACUGGUGAUUGUACAAGAUAGGCUUUCAAAAAUACUAGUUCUCUCAUUUUUCAAGUUUUUACUGAAUGAAAGAUGGGGAAAUACAUCCUACAGAGAUGAUUUAGUGAACUGAGCCCUGAAUUGUUCCAAAAAAUGUUUGGGUGAUGGCUGUUGUUUACUUUUGUUGUUUGAUCUUUUACAAUACAUGUCAAAUCUGUGAAGAUAUGUGUUGCUUUUUAUGAUUUGAAUGUUUUUGUUUUUAUUACCAUGUUCCAAAUGUAAUGAAGAUAUGGGGUCCAAUGUUCACCCAAAGAGAGAAAUAUACUAGAAAACACUCAGCAGCAUCCCUGACCUGUUUGUGGAAAGGGAACGUUUACAUGUUGGCAAAAACAUGAACGUUUUAACAUUUUAAUUCACACUUGUUGUUCUUAAUUUUACACACCUGAUGCCAUUUGCCUGAGUAAAGCAAUAUGCAGCAUUUUAAGUGUCAAUAAAUAUUCUGAAUUUAA
This is a messenger RNA of Oncorhynchus mykiss (rainbow trout), 3760 nucleotides long. NCBI's taxonomy places the organism in Eukaryota, Metazoa, Chordata, Actinopteri, Salmoniformes, Salmonidae. The record is from RefSeq and is a predicted model, not a curated record.